This is a messenger RNA of Aspergillus ochraceoroseus IBT 24754, 2201 nucleotides long. RefSeq names its product RUS1 family protein. NCBI's taxonomy places the organism in Eukaryota, Fungi, Ascomycota, Eurotiomycetes, Eurotiales, Aspergillaceae. The record is from RefSeq and is a predicted model, not a curated record. Bases 185 to 1840 code for a protein of 551 amino acids. The transcript has 6 exons.
AUUGGAGCUGUCACACGUGCUUCCGCCUGAUCCCCAACCCUGCAGCCACCCACAUCCCCUCACUAGUUCUUCAACAUCAACUUGGCCUUUCGAUGCCCCGUCGAAUCCUUCAACUAUAAUUCUGCUUCAAAAUAUUCAAUUCAGGUAGCAACAGGAACCCCCCCCCCCCCCAACAGAUCAGCAAAUGGCGCCUAGCAUUGUCUUUAAUGAGGUAGACGAAGUCAACAAUCCAACAGCGACUUUCAUCUACUCCGAGUCGACCAACCACAAUCAACACAGCAAAGGAGAUCAUAGGGAUAUCAGAGGACGCAUUGAUAUAGCGCAUGCUUCUUCGGGUUCUUCAACCCCAUGGUCUCUAAGCUCUCUACGGAAUGUUCUAAUAGACGUCUUUCUUCCUGCUGGGUAUCCGCACAGUGUUAGCGAUGACUAUAUCCCAUAUCAAAUCUUUGACUCUCUCCAAGCUUUCAGUAGCUCCAUUGCGGGCCUGUUAUCUUCCAGAGCAGUCCUACAAGGUAGCUCUACCAACCCUAUAGCUACAGUCACACUUCUAACCAUCUCAGGUGUCGGAGUCGGCAAUGCCAAUGCCUCUCCUACUUCUGCCUUACUCCUACACAUCCUGCAGGACUCCUCCGGCCGCGUUGCCACGAUUCUCUUCGCGCAUCGUGUCGGCACGGCCCUCGAGCCAGAAUGCAAGAUGUAUCGGCUUGCAGCUGACAUCUUCAACGACCUGGCGAUGAUUCUCGACUGUCUCUCACCGAUGAUUCCGGCUGGGGUCAGUCGGGUUACUAUCCUCAGUGCAGCUGGCGUACUACGAGCGCUGUGCGGUGUUGCUGGGGGGAGCUCGAAAGCAAGUCUAAGUGCCCAUUUCUCUCGAUGGGGGAAUCUUGCCGAAGUGAAUGCAAAAGACUCAUCUCAAGAGACAAUUAUCUCGCUGAUUGGCAUGCUCGUCGGAUCUGUAGUCGUCUCCCACGUCACCAGCUUUGCAGCAACCUGGCUUUGUCUUCUUUCUCUCCUCGCCCUCCACCUAAUAUUUAACUACGCCGCCGUCCGUUCCGUCCAAAUGACAAGCCUAAACAGACAACGCGCAAACAUCGUCUUCUCAACUCUCUUCGCCGACACCCUGAUCGACUUUGAAAAUGAAACCGAAUCCCAACUACGCCAGGACCAGGACCAGGACCAGGACCAGGACCAACUCCCUCUCCACCAAACCCCACAAAUCCCCACCCCGGCCCAAGUCGCCAAACAAGAACGAAUCUUUGAACCAAGCGGCGCCCUGAAAUGGAGUCCCAGUCUAACCACGGGAACCAACACGCCCCAUCUUCUUGGGAAAUGCCAAAUAGGCGUCUCCCUCGGCCAAUUCCUCUCUCCUUCAUCGUCCUCCUCCCCAUCUACAACCGCCACAGCAUCUAGCCCCACCUCUCUUACAACCACCCUCCCCCUAGCAGAUCUAACAUCCCUCUUCGCCCAGGAAGAUUACAUCCUCUUCCUCUCCAGGAACCCGCCACGGGGGAACGCAGCCCCCAGAACAACCAGGGCAUCCAUCCUCCUAAAGACAAGCUGCACUCCAGCAUCCCAACUCAAAGCCUGGGCGCACGCCUUGCUAGCUGCACAUUUACUCCUCCCUUCGCCUUCACCCUCCUCCCCCGCAGACCAAGAAAAAGAAAGCGACCCCGAGAUCAAAACAGCAAUGAGAGUCCUCUCGACUACGCUGGGUUUCCUGAAUCAGUCUGCGCGCUUCGAGCGGUACAUGGGACUUCUUGGAGAGGUAGGGUGGGAUGUCCAGGUUGCGGCGUUGGCGACAAGGCCGGGAAGAAGGGUGGAGUUGGUUGGGGCCAGUUGAAUAGUGUGUUCGGUUCUUCUUCUUCUUCUUCUUCUUCUUCUUCUUUCGAGCUAAUUAGCUUCAUUGUAUUAUUAUUAUUUUUUUUUCAUUUAUUUAUCGGGCCUGCCUGGGCUGUAUGUUUGUACUAUAUAUAGAGAGUUAGGAUGGUUAUAAGAGGUAGAGGAUGUCACCACGUGUCACCGAGAAAGUGGCACAGCAGCUCCUUCUACUAUCUACUAGAUAAGUCUCGGGAAGGUUUCUCCAGAUACUCCUCCGUACUACACUAAAAUAAGUUACUUGGAAAUAAUCUGAUUGCUAUCGAUCAAUUGGGUAUCUAUCGACUAGUGGUAUGUAAUGCUAAUAAUGCCAACCCUUAAAACAC